Molecule: messenger RNA, 1390 nt
Organism: Plodia interpunctella (Indianmeal moth)
Lineage: Eukaryota; Metazoa; Arthropoda; Insecta; Lepidoptera; Pyralidae
Product: mitochondrial thiamine pyrophosphate carrier-like
Exons: 7
Coding region: 93-983 (296 amino acids)
Biological process (GO): thiamine pyrophosphate transmembrane transport
Cellular component (GO): mitochondrial inner membrane
Molecular function (GO): thiamine transmembrane transporter activity
Source: RefSeq, a predicted model, not a curated record
GUGCGAGUCAGUGACUGCCGUCAAAUGGAAACUGCCAUGAGCGGACGGUACGAUGUCCAGCCUUGACCCGGCGCGCCCGCAGCCAUGCGUCAAUGGUUGGCUACCAGAAGAAUGACAUAAACGCUCACACGAAACUGAUCGCCGGCUGCGCGUCCGGCGUCCUCACGAGGUUCUGCACGCAACCCCUCGACAUCAUCAAGCUUCGGACUCAACUGCAGAAGACCAACCCCAAGAAGGCGUACAAGUCGCAAUGGCUCCCAACCACCAUGAGGAUCUUGAAGGAAGAAGGCGUGUUCGGCUUCUGGGCUGGACACAACCUUGGACAGUUGCAUUCAAUCCUGUCGGUGAGCAGCCAGUUCUACGCGUUCGAGCUGGCAACCUCCUACGUCAUGAGGACCUUCCACCCUAGCGCCACAUAUCAGCCGUACGUCCUGUUCAUGUGCGGCAUUUUCGCUGGCUGCUGCAGCACCACGCUGGUGCUCCCCAUCGAGGUGAUCCGAGUCCGGCAGAUGAUCGUCAAGGAGCAAUACCAUGGCAUAUUAAACGGCGCGCGCAUGGUCUACCGCUCGGGAGGCGUGUUCGCCUUUUACGAGGGCCUGAGCGCGUCACUCAUGCAGAUGGGCCCGGCCGUGGGCAUCUCCUUCGGCACGUUCAGCUACCUGCAGCCCCUCCUGCUGCACUUCUUCCACGAGAGGUACCUGGCCAACUGCGAGAACUGCGGUGACCACUCAGACUUCAACAAAUAUAGGCCGGAGCACAUUCUGAUGGCUAGCACGAUGGCGGGGUCUGCGGCCGGCUUCCUCUCCAAGACUGCCACUUAUCCCUUCGACCUGGCGAAGAGGAGGCUGCAGAUUGCUGUCAGUACCACUCCAACAUCUCACCGCCGUUUCUUGCUACCAAAUGUAGUCUUGAUAGUCACCAACAAAAUACUAAAUAUAAAAUUCCAACAACUGCCAGAAAAUUGUUUAAGUGUAGGAAUCUGAAUCAAUGUAUCUACAAAACUGUUAAGCAAGAAGGCAUCUUGGGGCUGUACCGCGGCUGGGGCAUCACCGUGAUCAAGGCGCAGCUUACCAGCGUGAUGGCGUUCACCACCUACGAGAUCAUGUGCUUCUUACUCCGGGAGAUGGACUUGUAGCCUCCAGGGACUGUGCAAAAAGUUCAUACCGACGCGAUAUUGAUGAAAAUAUUAUCUAAUCAAUUAAAUUAUUAUUUACAUCAUGUAUCCAAGAAAACGCACUAGAUUUAUUUAAAAAAAAGCAAAAUGAAAAGUUGAAGACAAAUUCAUGUUUCAUUUCGAGUGCAACUGCAGGGUUAAUACAUUUUUUUUUAUUAUUUUGAUACUUAUUAAGAAUUAAAUGUAUUUAUGAAUUAAAUAAAUUUUAGACAUUUA